Messenger RNA from Chionomys nivalis (European snow vole), 2242 nucleotides. RefSeq names its product ermin (gene Ermn). Gene Ontology annotation, molecular function: actin filament binding. The transcript is spliced from 3 exons. The record is from RefSeq and is a predicted model, not a curated record. Bases 162 to 989 code for a protein of 275 amino acids. NCBI's taxonomy places the organism in Eukaryota, Metazoa, Chordata, Mammalia, Rodentia, Cricetidae. Gene Ontology annotation, biological process: morphogenesis of a branching structure; regulation of cell projection organization; actin filament organization. Gene Ontology annotation, cellular component: filopodium; paranode region of axon; cell cortex.
CGAAAACCUCUAGAACAAGCCUUGUUAUUAGAUUUCAGAGGGGAAGUUUAUGCUUUGGGGAUAGAUGUUGGAAUUGUAGGACCUGCAGCUUUAGAUCUCAUCAAAGACCCAAUCCCCUACUUUCUUCAUUGCCUUCCCUAAAGCAGCCCUCAGUGAUCAUCAUGACAGACGUUCCUGGGACACUGAGUGGGACAGAGUGCAAUGGGAACAGACCACCAGAGAAUGGCCAACAGCAUAUCAGUCAAGCCAGUGAGGACAGAGCUGAUGCAGACGGGACUCAGCCCUACUACAAGGUGGAACCCAGCCUUGAAGAUUUACCCGCAAGGAGAAAUCAAGAAGAAAGUGGAACCUCCAAAGAGAGCUUACUACCUGAAGAGCCUGCAGAAAACCCAGAAGAGAACCUCUUUGUCGUUCACAAGGUCAUCAAAGAUCUUUCUCUCCAAGAAGCAAGUGCUGAGGACAUGGCAUUCAGAGAAGGGCAUCCGUGGAAGCAGAUUCCUCUGAGCAGCAGUGACCUGGAAGUGAGUAUGCAGAAGGAAAGGAUUGCCCACCGACCUCUAGAGCAGAGAGAAGAUGAGAACACUGCAUAUCAGGCAGCAGAAAUUGAAUGGUUGGGGUUCCAGAAAUCUAGUCAAGUUGACUUAUUGCAUUCUAAAUGUGACGAGGAACCAGAAGUUUGGGAUGAAGAAAUUAACGAGGAAGAUGCCGAUGACUGCAAUGAUGAUGAAGAUGAAGUUCGAGUCAUAGAAUUUAAGAGAAAACACAGCGAAGGUUUUCAAUUAAAAGAGGAAAACCAUCCAAGCGAAGAUUCCCCACUAAGCAGCCCCAGCUCCCAGCCAGGGACCCCUGAUGAGCAGCCCAUGUUAGGAAAGAAGGGAGAUAUCUCCAGGAAUGUUUAUUCCAGAUACAACACGAUAUCCUAUCGUAAGAUCAGGAAAGGGAACACCAAACAGAGAAUUGAUGAAUUCGAGUCGAUGAUGCACUUGUAAACCAAGCGGGACUGGGAAAUGUCAUGAGUGCUCUAAAGAAAAGCUAACUCCGUUGUGCUGAGAAACCUUCCUCUGCCAUAUUUGCAAGAUGUGCAUGUUUAACGUCUUUUCCACCGUAGAGCAAUGUGGAAAUAACCAUAGACAAAAGUCAGUCUGGUAACUUCAAAUCAAAAGCUUUAGACUCAUGCCUGGGUGUUUGCUUUUAAAAAGUUAACUAAUAUAGCACUAUGUGGUAAGCAUUGUCAGAGAGGCAAAUCUGUCAUGAUUUGGCUACAAAAUUAGCAAUAUUGAGAGAGACAGUCAAGGGAAAGAGAACAGUUGAUGUGACUCCCCUAAUUCUUUUGGUGUCCUUCUUUCUUCAGGCCAAUAGGAAGUCUGUGAUUAAACUCCUCCUCCAUAAAACAUGGUUUUUUAUAGAUUCUGCCAAUAACUAUUUUGCCUUUCUAUUUAUCUUUAAAAAUACUGUAUCUUAAAUGGUUUUCCUUGGCAUCUCCUGAGUGAAAACUCAACAGAUCGCCUUUCUAGGUGUCACCACUCAGUGAAUUUGUUCACUAAAAGGCUGAAUAAUUGUCAGUCAGAAUUCCGUGUGCUAAGUGCUGGCUUUAUGUUUUCAAAAUGAAUUAAAUCCAUUGUGAAGUUGAUCCAGGGAGGGGCUAGAUGACCAGUGAGCCAUAGACUCAAGAAUUGUAUUGGAUGGUUUUAUUUUUGUUACUGAAAACAAAAAUCUUGUCGAACAAAAUGAAAAUAAUUAAAAAUAAAAAUGGCAAUUUUAGCACAAUUUUAAGAAAAUGCCUUUACUCCAUUGCCACACUUUUUUUUUUUUGCAUUAACAGUAUUUCAAAACCAUCCUCUUUGCUUGGGAAUGAGAGACAAUGGCAGUCAUAACUGUACUAGUUACUAUGAUAAUGGAAAUAAUUAUCUUCGACUAUUUUAAAAGUAGGGUGUGAGCAUGUAUUUUUAGGGAAAAAGCUGAUAGUUGCGGGGAAUAUAUACUUUAUUGGACCAAAGCCUAAAUCAAGAAGCUUAAAAUUGCACGUGUGGAGCUUCAUACGCACCCACAUGUCAAAUAAUGCAUUGAAUAUUUAUGAAAAGAGUAUAUUUAUACUCUUGGAUAGUUUAUUCCGCAAAUUUUCAUUUUGUGCUUCUGUGUAUAUUGCUCUGAACUUUCUGUUACUACAGAUGAAAAUAUCGUUUGGCUCCAAAUAAAAGACAAUUCCUUAUUGUCUGAAUGUAAUACAGUCUUCAUUGUGCUA